Messenger RNA from Ostreobium quekettii, 1956 nucleotides. NCBI's taxonomy places the organism in Eukaryota, Viridiplantae, Chlorophyta, Ulvophyceae, Bryopsidales, Ostreobiaceae. The record is from the annotation of a GenBank genome assembly.
GUCUCUCGCGGACUGUUGCCUGACACAGGCUCUGACUACGAGGGCACUGGUGGAAACAUCCAUGACGCGAUGGACUUCCUGCUGUCAAAUUUCAUUGAGAUGAACAAGCUAUGGGUGCGCAUGCAGCACCAGGGGAGCAAGCUGGACCAGGACAAGCGGGAGAUGGACAGGAAAAUGCUCCAAGACCUUGUGGGCAAGAACCUGACAUACUUGAGCCAACUUGAUGGUCUGGACUUCCACCUUUAUUCAGGGGUUGUCCUGUCAAGGGUCCUGGACCAGAUCAUUUGUUGCGAGGAUGUGAUCGCCCAGCAGUACUUGAUGCAAUGCGUGAUCCACUGCUUUCCUGACGAGUUCCACCUGGGCACAUUGGACGACCUACUGGGCACGCUGCCACGCCUCAAGGAGGGUGUCAAGGUGCACCUCAUCAUGGCGGGCCUUAUGGACCGGCUGGCACAGUAUGCAGAGAAGUACCCGACCAGUGUAAGGCAGGUGGACGCAUUUGCAAGGUUUGAGACCACCUGCUGCGAUGUCACUGCACAGCACCCAGAGAUGCAUGCCGGCGAGGUCAUUGAGAUGUAUGUGGCACUUUUGGCCUUCACUGGAAGUGUCCAUCCUGACAGGUUGGAUUAUGUUAAUGGCCUUCUUGAAGCAUGCCACAAGGCGCUCCGCGAUCGGGGCACUGUGAGCGAUCCAAAGGGUGAGAAGACUUUGGUGGACCUGCUGUCAGCGCCGCUUACCCGUUACGACGUCGUGCGGGUUCUGGGGCUGGACAGCUACCCUCGGCUGAUGGAUCUGCUGCGCAUGCGCAAGAGGAAAGACAUGGCUGUGAAGAUCGUGCAGGCCAUCACGGAGGGCGGCCUGAUUGUGGACAGCUUUGAGAAUGUGCGGCGACUGUUCACAUUUAUUGCGCCCCUAAUCAAGGACGCAGAGGGCUUCGAUGAGGAGAUCGAUGAUGAGGACCUUGAGGACGAGCAGACGCUGAUAGCUCGCCUGGUCCACAGCCUGUGGUCCCCCAUCCCUGCUGAGCAGAUGAAGAUCCUGGAGGAGGUCGGCAAGCAGUUUGAGGAUGGCGGCUUCCGCCGCAUGAAGUUCAACCUGCCUCCCCUGGUGUUUGCCGGGCUCAAGCUCAUCAAGCACAUGUCGAUGCUGCAGGCCAAGGGCCAGGCCCUGGCCGGUGGGGUGACCUUCGAGGGCGUGCUGGACUGGUUGCUGGCCAGGUGUCAUCUAAUCGUGGAGGUGCCGCGGCCCAUGAUGGCACUGCGCUGCCUGCUCCACUGUGGGCACGCUGCAAGUGAGGAGGCUAGGCUGGAGGACACCGCCUACGAUUGCUUUGAGCAGGCCUGCACUCUGUUCGAGGAGUCCAUCAGCAGCUCCAGCGAGAAGGAGACUGCGCUGCAGGCCAUCAUCGGCACACUGCACCGCUGCCACGUCUUUCCGGCAGAGAGCCGUGCUGCACUUGCGCAGACUGUCUCAGGCUACUGCGCGAACUUGCUGAAGAAGGAGGAGCAGUGUCGCGCUGUGUGCCUGUACUCGCAUGUGUUUUGGCAGCAGGAGGUUGCGGCAGAUGCCCCGGCAAGGGCUGGCACUGCAGGCGAGGCACCUGUGCGCGACCCGGUGGGCGUCAUGCGCAGCCUGAAGCGGUGCAUCAAGCUGGCGAACGCCGCACAGCGUCGCAGUGGCAUCACUGCUCGGUCCCUGAGGCCUUCUGUGGAGCCCGUCAGCCUGUAUGUGGAGCUUCUCAACCAGUACUUGUUCUAUUUCGAGGCAGGCAACAGCCAGAUCACGCUGUCUGUGCUGCAGCAGCUCAUAGACUUGGUGGCCAACGAGAUGGCAGACAAACAAGCGGGCGAUGGGCUGAAACAGUUCUACAAGAACACACUGGAGCAUGUGAACUGGCGGCAAGGGACUGAUGAGAAGUACAAGGGGCUGCAAGUGCCCGCCCUGCCCGCUGCGUGA